GUUCCUAAUCGCACCAGAGGAAUGCAAUCCCCACAGUGACCCAACCGCGUGGACCCCAUCAGGUGAGCUGGCUGAAAGAUGGACGGUCAGGCGUGUGAGCAAAACCUCCACCAGAAAACCCAAAGAGCCUCUAUUGGGCAGCUGGGCUGCUUCUAGAGGUAAAGAUCCCUCCAUCUUUCCAAAGAUCCCACAUAUAAUCAACAGACAGAGAUCCUUUUCUUGCUAGACGCCCAACGAAUAGCAGCUCUCUCUCUCUCUCUCUCUCAAGACGCCCAACGAAUACUUCCAUCUCUCUCUUUCUCUCUCUCUCUCUACACUGAAAUUCCUUUCAUAUAACAAAAACCCAGGAAUGAUCUCAACGGAGCCGUCCUUAAAACCGCCCCAAAUCUCUGAAAUGUUCCAAAAGUUCGCCCUCGCCUUCAAGACCAAAACCAUCGAAUUCUUUGCCGAAGAUGACACCGAAUGCGACGACGCCUUCAACAACAACCAUAACGAUCUCUCUCUCCUCGACUCCACCGACGAGAUCAUCACCGGCCAACGUGUUGUCGUAAUCAAACCCGACCACAACAAAACACCACUGCCCCUCUCCCAAAACAACAACGAUAAUCCCCAAACCCUCCAAAAUAUAACUUCUUCUCUUUUCGCCACCAUUUCCUCCUUCAAGGCUUCCUAUCUCCAUCUCCAGACCGCCCAUGCUCCCUUUGACGCCGAUGCCAUCCAGGCCGCUGAUCGUGCUGCCGUGUCUCACCUUCAACGCCUCUCUGAGAUGAAACGCUCGUAUCAAGAUUUCCUCAAAAACCCUAACCCUAGCCCUAAUUUCCCCUUUGCGUCCUGCCUCGCAGCGCAGGUUGAGGAAAAUCAGAGUCUGCUCCGUACUUUCGAUAUGGUCAUCAACCGCCUCCAGUCCGACAUCGACCGCAAGGACGGCGAAGUGUCCGCUCUGAAACAGCAGCUGGAAUCAAUUGAGGAGUCGAAUUUGAGGCUCUCGAAGAGGUUGGAGAUUUUCGACUCUGCUUCUUCUUCUGAGGUUUUGUUGUCUGUGGGUCUUUUUGAUUCGGUGUUGCAGGACGCUUGUAUGGCAGCCCACAGCUUUACCAAGACCUUGAUCGAUCUGAUGAAGAAUGCCGGGUGGGAUUUGGGUUCAGCUGCAAAUUCGGUUUAUCCCGGCAUCGAGUAUGCAAAGAGAGGGCAUAAUCGGUAUGCGUUUUUGUCCUACGUCUGCUUGGCAAUGUUUGGAGGUUUCGAUACGCCGAGUUUUGGUUUGGGAGGGAGUGAAAUUGCAGCCGAUUUGAGCAUUCCAAGAAAGAAAUUUCUGAGGGAGUUUGUAGAGCACGGUUCCGCUGAUGCCAUGGAGCUAUUAAGCAGAAACCCAGAUUGCAAUUUUGCAAGAUUUUGUGAGAUGAAGUACCAGAAUCUCAUUCACCCAAAUAUGGAAUCGUCGCUCUUCAGUAACUUGGAUGAUAAUGAGUUGGUAUUGAAUUCUUGGCGAUCUUCGAGUCCUUUCUAUGAGUCAUUUGUCAGCAUGGCUAGUGUCGUGUGGAUGCUGCACAAGUUGGCAUUCUCAUUCGAUCCAACAGUUGGGAUUUUUCAGGUGGGGAGAGGGGCUGAUUUCUCCAUGGUUUACAUGGAAAACGUUGCUCGAAGAGGGGUUUUGGUUAAUCCUGGCGGUGGUAAGGCAAGGGCGAAGGUGGGGUUUACGGUAAUUCCGGGUUUUAGAGUUGGAAAAACAGUAAUUCAGUGUCAGGUGUAUCAGAAUGCCAUGAAAUCUAUAGAAUAGUUCCUUGAAAUUUGACGGCAUGUAAGAAAAUGCUACUUGCUUUCUGUAUACUAGUAUGAGCUGCUUGUGCAACGUUUACACAUCUUCCAAAGAAAAACCCAGAUCUGCCUGUAUCGUAGCUUAGUCUUGAAACUGAAUACAAUACGUGUCGAUUCUCAUUUACUCUUGGUCGGUCACCCUCAAACUUGGUUAUCGCUUCCUCUUCUGUUUUUGCUUGGCUGUGAAUGUGUUUGUUCAACUUUCGCCAUCGUCUUGCCAGCUUGCUUGGUUGGAAAUCAAAUGCAGCAGUUGCUUUCACAGGGCAUUCUUUUAGUGAGUUUGGUCUUGAAGUUAGCAGGUCGGACUUCUCCUGGGCGUUGUCGGAUGCUGGAUCUCCAUCCUGCACUGUGUUUUCUCAAGCGAAUUGAUGCUGAAAUUGAAAGAAUUCAAGAUGAGAUGCAGAAGUCAUUGGAUGUCUUGGUGUAGUUGCUCAGAAAAUGUGGAGAGAUGCGUUUCCGACAAAAGCCCAUCAGCACUGACUGCCUCACCUCCGAGGCAUUUUCACCUUUUGGUUUAUCUUGCUCACUUUGCCGAUGUUUCCGGUCAGAUUUUUGCCUUGUUAAUUUUCUUUUAGGAAGUGAUAGAAUGUAGAGCUGAUUGUAAAGGAAUGUUAUUGUCUUUGGUUAGUUCGAUACAGAAACUGUGGAUCAUCUCCUGUAUCUAAAGAUGGAAUCAAAAGCAUACAUUAAAACAAUGCAAUCAAAAUCAUUGUGUA
Magnolia sinica is the source of this 2531-nucleotide messenger RNA. RefSeq names its product protein GRAVITROPIC IN THE LIGHT 1. Bases 350 to 1777 code for a protein of 475 amino acids. The transcript has a single exon. Gene Ontology annotation, biological process: negative gravitropism; response to red or far red light. Lineage: Eukaryota; Viridiplantae; Streptophyta; Magnoliopsida; Magnoliales; Magnoliaceae. The record is from RefSeq and is a predicted model, not a curated record.